Molecule: messenger RNA, 1494 nt
Organism: Trematomus bernacchii (emerald rockcod)
Lineage: Eukaryota; Metazoa; Chordata; Actinopteri; Perciformes; Nototheniidae
Product: sperm acrosome membrane-associated protein 4-like
Exons: 3
Coding region: 1023-1469 (148 amino acids)
Source: RefSeq, a predicted model, not a curated record
UAACCAUUUCUGCUGUCAGUAGCAAGAUGAAUUUGUCCUAAUACAUAUUUAGAGGCAUCAUUCCUCUUUCAGUCGGACACUAAACCGACCAGAGGCUGUUACAUAUCUUCACAUACACACAGAUAGUCCUGCGGCAACACAGAUGUCAAGAAAUCCUUGAGGUUUCUCCCCUGUGCUUGUACAACAGUGUUGUUACAUAACUCAGCAAGACGUCUUUUUUCUCUUUUUUGCUGCAUUGAGAAUACAGCUGCGUUAAAUCCCCUCCUUAGAUAGGUUAUUGUGUUUGUGUAUAUACAUAUAUAAGCAGAUGGACCGUAGGCUGUAAGCUGCUUAACCCUGCACUGACUCAGGACACAUGCACUUUCUCCGUUCCCCAAGAGAAAUAGAGAAACUGUGAUCAACACUUUUUGGGUUUAAAAGGUGUGAGGGAGGAAGAUGCCAGUUUAAGUUUUUAAUAGGCAGAGAAAUAGGAUUACGUUUAGGGGAGACACUGCAGGUGGAUAGGGUCAAAACAAAACUAAUAGAUAACACCAUGAAACAUUCCCAGUUGAUAACCUUACAAUAUUUAUUUUUGUAUUUAAAAUGAUUGUUUAAAUAUGCCAAUGAUGCAUUAUCACAUUAGGAGAAACAAAAACGUUUUUUUUUUUUUAAAUGACAUUUUCUUUUUACUAGUCUGAAAAGUGACCGCAGUGUGUUUGUAAACAGUGAUCAGCUGGAUGGAGAAAUAUGUUCCACCACCUUUGUCCACAUCUGGCAUUCAGUAUUUCGUAAAAACUGAGGGAUGAGUUACCAAACACGUAAGGAGACAUAAAAUCUCUCUGGUGGCCGAACUCCACUUCCCAUCCCUUGUGAGUUCUGAACAUUUUCAGCUGUUCCCCGUUGUUUAAUCUUCGUCAGCCUGUCCGCGGCUGUGAUCCGUCCGGAACAAAGCGCAGGUUUAUUCCUGAUCUAAUCUCCUGCGUUCGGCCCUUCCCUUCAGCAGUCCUCAUGCUGCAGUCAAUGGAGGAAGUAUCCAGCGCAACAUGAAAGGACUAUCACUGUGUGUUUUUGCCAUAAUGAUGUUACCACCUGCUAAAGGCGAGGAGAAGGCGGGGGUGCAGCUCUUUGAGUCGGACGCAUUUGAGGAAGGGGUACUUCUCGAGUGUUUCCGUUGCGACCUGGGCUUCUGGGACGCCUGCUUUACGACCAAAACGACCUGCGAGGCCGGGGAGCGCUGCUACACGGGCAAAGGGAAGGCAGCUGAUACUCUGGACGUUAAGACUCUGGGUUGUGUGAAGGCGGAGGAGUGCGAUGUGGAGAACACGGUGGAGCUCUUCCCGAACAGCACCAUCUUUGUCAUGACCAAACACUGCUGCAACACUCCUCUGUGCAACUCGGCGCACAAACUUCCACACGUCACACUUUUGUGUCUCACUGUGGCUGUCCUAACCACCUGGCACCUCAGCGAAGCCUCAACGAGAGCACAGUGAUAAACAUCCGGCAUGUUUUAAUGUU